Clunio marinus is the source of this 3229-nucleotide messenger RNA. The record is from the annotation of a GenBank genome assembly. Lineage: Eukaryota; Metazoa; Arthropoda; Insecta; Diptera; Chironomidae.
AGUUCAUAGCGAGAUUUUCGUUAGUUAACAACGAAAUCGGGCGUGGAAAAGAUUAUUUUUGAGUCGUCAAAUGAAAAGAAAAUCAGAAAAAGAUUUAUGAGGAAAAAGAAGAAAGACUUUCAGUUGGAAUCUAUUUUCCGAACUCUACAUUAUUUGUGUUUUAUUUUGCCUUAGUUAUCGUUUUUUGUAUGUCUCAGUGCAGUUGUGAAAGGAAAAAAGCAGAAAAGUCAGUGAAAAGUUUACCUUUUCUUGUUGUAAUAAACUUUGCCGCAUAAUCAUUGCGUGGGUGAUAAAAGUAUAAACAAGCAAUAUUAUUAAUAAUCAAUUCAUAGUUAGUUUUUCGAUUUCAUUGAAAAAUUAAUUAACAGUUGAAAACGUGAAGAAAAAAGACGGAAAAACCGCACAUAGUGAAUAUCGUAAAAAAAUAUUUUUAGAAAGAAAAACAAGGAGGAAACUUAGUAAAAAAAUUCAGUUAAUUUUCUCUCGAUUCUCGUUUUGUUGUUGAUAAAAAUAGAACGAGACGGAGUAAGUAAAGGGGAGAAAAAAUGGCUUUGGUGAUGUUGCCAUGCGAAUUGCCUUGGUGGUCAGUUGUGGUGAGAAAAAUAACAGCGAUUGAAAAUACCGACGACAUGGAGAAGAUUCUUGAAAUUAUGCAAAAAAUUCACGAUUUAUGCAACAUAAGUCUUGAUCCCGAUGAAGAUCACAUGGAUAGCACAGUUUUUAAUGGACUCCGACAAUUUAUCAACGAAAUGGAAGACAUGGAACGUGAUAAAUUUCUUAAUCACACCAUCAAAAUCAUCUGUCGCUAUGCUAAAAACCUUAAACAGUAUCGACCUCCACGUGGAAUGAAUUUCAGUCUUCAACAGAAUAUCGACAGUGUGGAGUUUGAUGUAAAAUUUGUUGCAAGUUUAUUAGCAAACUCAUUCUUCUCAACAUAUCCGAAACGUACCACCAAGACUCAUCCAACGUUAAAAGACUUUAAUUUUACACAUUUCUUCAAAGAACUGAAUACGAACUCUCAAAAGGCCAAAUUUCGAAGCUUUUUAUGGUAUUUCGAGUGGUUGGAGGCUCAACAACAAGACGAAUUAGAUAGGAAAAUUAAAUUAUCGAGAAAGUCAAUUCAAUUCAUAACUCAUCCAGAACUUCUCAUAAUAUUACUUUUCGUCGAGAAUCUUGAAGAUAACGAGACAAUAUUAGCUGAAAAUGUUGUUCAAGUUUCACGGAUUGUUGACCCGAAAAACAAAGCGAUUCUUGAGAAACUCAUAAAACCAAAAAAAAAAUCGUCAAUGAUAUGUAUGGAUGCUGAAAGUUAUGAAACUUUCCCCCCCAGUCAAUACGAAGAAGACAAUUGCCUUCGAGAACUCAACAAGUGCCUUUUGGCAUUUCGGCAAAACACCUGUGCACCAAUGUCAUCGAAGUUGUUAAGAAUUUUAAGUAACCAAAGUCACAGCAGUCGAGACCAUAGGGGUCGAUUAUCGCCAAUUGGAGAAAGUUUCACAUUGUCUGGGAAAAGCAGCAUAGAUUGUGCAACGAAAAUUCAUAUCGAACCCGUCUCGCCAACAACUUCAACACCCACAACAUUUGGCUCUCAAUUGAAUUUAGAAGAAACCAAUAAGAGAAGGUCUUGGUUAAACUUACCAGAAAAUAAAUCAAGAAGUCAGAAUAGUAUAGAGAAUGAUAAGCAAACGAAUGAAGAGAAGAGAAGAGGACGAUUUAUUGUGCUUGGUUCUUCCGGCGAAUGUCUUCCAGUUAAUCGAGAAUUUUCUACAAAAACUCAAAGUAAAUCUGCGAGUUUUUUCGCCAACGGCGAUGGAGAAUCAGACGAUGAUGAAGUUUUUUAUAGUGCGAGAAAUUCCCUGAACGAAGAAGAAGAAGACUCUGAUGAUAGUCGAGACGAUUUCUUUGAUCAUCAACGUUAUUCAAUUGAACUUGAAACGCCCGAGAAUCGUUCAAGAUUUGCGCAACAAUUGAAAGAUGCAUUGAAGCUUGAAAACGGUUACACUGAAAGUACCGAAGAUUGUUCAAUGAAUGAAGAUGAUUUCAGUGAUAACUACGCUGUUGAUAUUAAUGUUGAGGGUUCGCGAAUGCAUGACAAGAAAAUUAAAAUAAGACGUGGUAAUAGCACAGGUUUCAUUCUGGAGGAUGACGAUUCACUUGAUGACUGUCGAAUCCUCCCACGCAUGGAUAUGAAGCGAUCAAAAAUUAAGAGAAACAAGACAGGUGAUUCAUCCAAAUACAGUUUCGAUACAGAAGCUUCAGAAUUAGAAGAAAUCUACGAUCAACUUGCCAAAUGGCUUAACGAUCCCCUUGACAAUAAAGAGAGAAAGUUAGAUGAACGUGACAAAGCUGUGCUUAAAUUUGCCGAUUCUCUUCUUAAACGAGCUUUAUCUGAAAGUUUCAUUGGCGAAGUAAUUGACGACUCGACACUUGACAGCAUACAUGAUGAUGAUACUAAUUUGUCAGUUCAGCAGAAACGUAAAAUGGUUUCAAAUUUCCGCUCACUAUCCCUUGAAGUUGCCAAACAUAAAAAUCUUCUUUCUUCACAAUUGAAUCAACACAAUUCACCUGAGAAAUUUCGUAAAUUCGUCGAACAGAAAGCAAUGGAACGUGAACGAAAAGUUAAAACAAUGAGAAGAAAGUGGUCAAUUACGACGAUGAUGAUGGAGGAAAACAUUAAAUGUGAUGUAACGUUAAAGUUAAGUCAGAAAAAUUUUCAUCUCAACGCAAAUCUUCGAUCAAUUGCAACGGGUUCAUGGGGUUGCGGCAGUCAACAAUCAGGUGAUCCACAAUUCAAAGUCGUGAUUCAAUGGCUUGCGGCGAGUGUUGCUAAUGUGCCAACAUUGAUUUAUUACACAUGUGCGAAAGAGAGUUUGAGUAAAUUAGAUACGGUCGUGAGGGUGUUGCACGAUCGCAAAUGGACAGUCGGGGAACUGCUUAGGCACACACUAUUUUAUGCGAAAGAUAUUCUCAACAAUCCAACCAACAUCAAUGACAAGAAUUUUUGCCUCUUCGACAAGCUCAUUGGAUUGGAAAAAAGCAAUUGAUGGUGAACUUUUAAAGACAUGAAAGGCAGUUUUUCUAUCCACCAAAAUUUAAUGAAUUUUCCAAAAAAAAAACUUUUCUUUUGUUUUAUAAAAUUUAUGGUAAGAAGAAAAAUAAUACUUGUGAACAUUAGCGUCUUCCUAAUCAAUGGAGAUUUUGAAUAAAAGAACAAACUUUGUCAAUUAUA